Molecule: messenger RNA, 2237 nt
Organism: Arabidopsis arenosa
Lineage: Eukaryota; Viridiplantae; Streptophyta; Magnoliopsida; Brassicales; Brassicaceae
Source: the annotation of a GenBank genome assembly
AUCACAUUUUUUCUGUAACAUAUGAAUAAAAACGUUACUAAAAAAUCAGUAUUUUAGCGAAAUCCCUCGACCACUCAAGAAGAAAAUCCCUAACAAAUCUCAGAAAGAUGUGGUUUUUUGGAUCGAAAGGAGCAUCUGGAUUCUCGUCUCGUUCCACUGCAGAGGAAGUCACACAUGGUGUUGAUGGGACUGGCCUCACUGCCAUAAUCACAGGAGCAUCGAGUGGUAUAGGUGUAGAGACAGCUCGUGUUCUUGCACUGCGUGGUGUGCAUGUGGUUAUGGCAGUGAGAAACACUAGCUCUGGUGCUAAAGUUAAGGAAGAUAUUGUCAAGCAAGUACCCGGAGCUAAACUCGAUGUCAUGGAGUUAGAUCUCAGCUCAAUGGAAUCUGUCAGGAAAUUUGUAUCUGAGUACAAAUCUGCUGGUCUUCCACUCAACCUCUUGAUCAACAAUGCGGGGAUCAUGGCAUGUCCUUUUAUGCUCUCUAAGGACAACAUCGAGCUGCAAUUUGCAACCAACCAUGUAGGACAUUUUCUGCUGACCAAACUUCUGUUAGAUACAAUGAAGAACACGUCACGUGAAAGCAAAAGAGAAGGAAGGAUUGUUAACGUAUCAUCAGAAGCUCAUCGUUACUCGUACCCAGAAGGAGUCCGCUUUGAUAUGAUCAACGACAAGUCAAGUUACAGUAGUAUACGUGCUUAUGGACAAUCUAAACUCUGCAAUGUAUUGCAUGCCAACGAGCUUGCAAAGCAACUGAAGGAAGAUGGAGUCAAUAUAACAGCAAAUUCACUUCAUCCAGGAGCCAUUAUGACAAAUCUAUGGGGCUACUUCAACUCCUAUUUGGCUGGAGCUGUCGGUGCAGUGGCUAAAUAUAUGGUCAAGUCUGUUCCGCAGGGGGCGGCAACAACUUGCUAUGUGGCAUUGAAUCCACAGGUUGCAGGAGUUACAGGGGAAUACUUCUCAGAUUGCAACAUUGCUAAACCAUUACCACUUGUCAAAGACACAGAAUUGGCCAAGAAGGUUUGGGAUUUUAGCACUAAGCUUACCGAUUCGCAAUCAGGAGAAAAGGAAGUCACACAUGGUGUUGAUGGGACUGGCCUCACUGCCAUAGUCACAGGAGCAUCAAGUGGUAUAGGAGUGGAGACAGCGCGUGUUCUUUCACUGCGUGGUGUACAUGUGGUUAUGGCGGUGAGGAACACUGACUCUGGUGCUAAAGUUAAGGAAGAUAUUGUCAAGCAAGUCCCUGGAGCUAAACUCGAUGUCAUGGAGUUAGAUCUCAGCUCAAUGCAAUCUGUCAGGAAAUUUGCAUCUGAGUACAAAUCUGCUGGUCUUCCACUCAACCUCUUGAUCAACAAUGCCGGGAUUAUGGCAUGUCCUUUUAUGCUCUCUAAAGACAACAUCGAGCUGCAAUUUGCAACCAAUCAUUUAGGUCAUUUUCUGUUGACCAAACUUCUUCUAGAUACAAUGAAGAACACAUCGCGUGAAAGCAAACGAGAAGGAAGGAUUGUUAACCUAUCAUCAGAAGCUCAUCGGUUCUCGUACCCAGAAGGAGUCCGUUUUGAUAAGAUCAAUGACAAGUCAAGUUACAGUAGUAUGCGAGCUUAUGGACAGUCUAAACUCUGCAAUGUGUUGCACGCCAACGAGCUUGCAAAACAACUGAAGGAAGAUGGAGUCAAUAUAACAGCAAAUUCGCUUCAUCCAGGAGCCAUUAUGACUAACCUCGGGCGCUACUUCAACCCCUAUUUGGCUGGAGCUGUUGGUGCAGUCGCUAAAUAUAUCCUCAAGUCUGUUCCGCAGGGGGCGGCAACAACUUGCUAUGUGGCAUUGAAUCCUCAAGUUGCAGGAGUUACAGGAGAAUACUUCGCAGAUAGCAACAUUGCUAAACCAUUACCACUUGUCAAAGAUACAGAAUUGGCCAAGAAGGUUUGGGAUUUCAGCACUAAGCUUACCGAUUCGCAAUCAGGAGAAAGUAGUUCUUGAAAGUAAAUAGAUGUUCAGUGAACCUUACUAUAAUACUUCUGACGUUUCAAUGUCUAUUGUGACAAAACUUAUUUCAGUCUUUAAUUAUCAAAGGAAAUAAAAUGUAUAACGAACCUGAAUCAUUUCAAUUCUGCAAUAAGGUGGUUUACUUCUGUUUCUGACCGGUUUAGUUCUCAACCACAAGCUUCGAAUUCAAACAGAAGAAGAAGCCACGAGGAGACAAUACUGUCAAUGCAUUAUUAAAGUGAUUGAUGGUCA